AUGGUUCAGAUUGUUGGGUCCAUACCUGAAGUUAUCAGAACUUCAAGGAACUACUAUCUCAGCACUGCCCGCCUCAAUUCUCGAUAUUUCUUGUUUAAUAUUUCCGAUGAUUAUAUUACAUUAUUGUAAUAUCCUCUGAGAUAUGAUCAAGAGAGAGAGGGAGAGAUCCGAGGGGGAUGUUUCUGGGUGAUUUUCUGUGAGAAGUGAAAACUGCACUCUUCCUUCCAUCGUACUAGUUUAUUUUAGAGAUAGAGAAGGAUGGAGGUUCCCUUGCCACUGCAGCGGACAGUGCUGAGUGAGAGAACCCAGUCGAAGAUCAAGCCGUUUCUUGGUCGCUCCAAUGGAAGAAGGAUCAUGUGGUUGCAUAUCGAAUUACUGCAAGUGCGGACUUCUCAAGAAAAAGGCAAAGGAAAAUUUCCACACCCGGUUCCAAAGGUUCUACACCAAGGGGAUUUGUGCCAAGAACACAGGUCCCUACAAGUACUCAGAGAAGGGAUCAGAAGAACAAUGAAGAAAAGGAAGGUCCAGAUGCUUCGCCAGCCCAGGAAUUUGGGGGUUCCAAUGCUAAAACACCCAAGUUAAAAGUUGGAUCUGAAGAGGAAGGGGUAUCAGACAUUAAUCUAGUUGCAGAAGUUGAGGAAAGUGAUGAAGAGAGUGACGGUGUUAUAGGAGAAGUCGUACCAUUUAGUCAAUCAUUAUUUGACAAUAAGAUUGGUCAAUCUGAAGAGAAUGGGCGAGCUCCGGAAGUUGGUAGGCACGUGAUGGAAUCAAAAGAUGCAGAAAAAAUCAACAAAUAUGAGGAAAAGGUGACAGCAAACUCAGGCGCCGAUGUUUCAGUAUAUGGAAGAGAUGUUGAAGUAACAAAGAUUUAUUCUAGAAGUAAUGAAGCUCAAUGGCGUGAGAACAUGAACAAAGAGGGGUCCAAAGAAGAAACCAGCAUCUCUAAAAUGGGAAUUAAUGCAUUAGGUGAAACAGAUUCAAGAAUAGAUGAAACUGAAAAUACUCCAAAAAAUGCAAACCAGUUUAAUGAUGGUUAUACUUCAAACAGCAAGGAUAAAAGGAGUGACGAUCAAUUCCUAAAGUUAAAACUAGAAAGUGAAGAAAUUUUACGUAAAGAGGUGUUAGCCAGGCUUGCUGAGGAUAAUUUUAGGAAAGGCAACAAAUUGUUCUAUUACCCUGAGCUUGUAAAACCUGACCAAGAUAUAGAGAUAUAUUUUAACAGAAGUUUCUCCACUUUGAAGAACGAACCUGAUAUUAUAAUCAUGGGAGCUUUUAAUGACUGGAAAUGGAAAUCCUUUACCAUAAAGUUGAGCAAGAGCCAUCUCAGUGGGGAUUGGUGGUCUUGCCAGUUUCAUGUUCCUAAGGAAGCAUACAAGAUCGAUUUUGUGUUCUAUAAUGGGCAUGAUGUCUAUGACAACAAUGACAAGCAAGAUUUCUGCAUAACUGUGGAGGGUGGAAUGGAUGUGUUUGAUUUUGAAGAUUUCUUGCUUGAAGAGAAACGCAAGGAACAGGAGGAAUUAGUGAGACAAAAAGCUGAAAAGGAAAGACAAGCAGAAGAACAACGGCGUAUAGAAGCAGAAAGAGUAGCAAGUGAAGCUGAUAGGGCUCAGGCAAGAGAGGAAGUUGAAAAGAGAAAGGGGACACUGCAAGAGUUGAUGAAAAUAGCUAUGCCAUCUUCUCAUAGUGUCUGGUACAUAUGGCCCAGUGAAUUUGAAUGCAAUCACAUGAUCAAAUUAUACUAUAACAGGAGCUCAGGACCACUUUCUGAUGCUAAGGACAUAUGGCUUCAUGGAGGGCAUAAUGGUUGGAAGGACGGGCUGUCUAUUGUUUUGAAGCUCAUCAAAGCUGAGAACAAAGGUGGAGACUGGUGGUAUGCUGAAGUUAUUAUACCUGACCGAGCCCUUGUUUUGGACUGGGUGUUUGCUGAUGGUCCACCGCAGCAGGCAAUUACUUACGACAACAAUGGUAACCAAGAUUUUCAUGCCAUUGUCCCAAACUCCAUCCCUGAGGAAUUAUAUUGGGCUGAGGAAGAACAACAAAUAUAUAAAAGACUUCAGGCAGAAAGGCGGUUAAGAGAAGAAGCGGCACGGGCUAAGGCUGAAAAAACUGCACGCCUGAAAGCGGAGACAAAGGAAAAGACUUUGAAAACAUUUUUGUUGUCUCAAAAGCAUAUAGUUUACACUGACCCCCUUGAUGUUCAAGCUGGAAGCACAGUCACCUUAUUUUAUAAUCCCGCCAACACUGUCCUAAAUGGAAAAUCUGAAAUCUGGUUGAGAUGUUCAUUCAAUCGCUGGACUCAUCGCUUGGGUCCAUUGCCACCUCAAAGAAUGACGCCUGCUGACCAUGGAUCCCAUCUUAAAGCAACUGUCAAGAUUCCACUGGAUGCAUAUAUGAUGGACUUUGUGUUCUCUGAGAAAGAAGAUGGCGGAAUUUUCGACAACAAGAAUGGUAUGGACUACCACAUUCCUGUAUUUGGAGGAGUUUCGAAGGAGCCACCAAUGCACAUUGUACACAUAGCAGUUGAAAUGGCACCUAUCGCAAAGGUGGGGGGUCUUGGUGAUGUCGUUACUAGUCUUUCUCGAGCUGUUCAGGACAUGAACCAUAAUGUGGACAUAAUACUUCCAAAGUAUGAUUGUUUGAAUCUUAGCAAUGUGAAGGACUUCCAGUUUCAUAAGAGUUAUUCUUGGGGUGGGACUGAAAUUAAAGUUUGGUCCGGGAAGGUGGAAGGCCUUUCUGUCUAUUUUUUGGAGCCUCAGAAUGGAUUAUUUUGGGUUGGCUGCAUUUAUGGACGUGGUAAUGAUGGGGAAAGAUUUGGUUUCUUCUGCCACGCAGCUCUUGAGUUUCUUCUGCAAAGUGGAUUCCAUCCAGAUAUAAUUCAUUGUCAUGAUUGGUCUAGUGCUCCAGUUGCGUGGUUGUUUAAGGAACAUUACAUGCAUUAUGGCCUCAGCAAAGCCCGUGUUGUUUUCACCAUACACAACCUUGAAUUUGGAGCACAGUUGAUUGGGAAAGCCAUGAGAUUUGCAGACAAAGCUACAACUGUGUCCCCUACUUAUUCACAGGAAGUUUCUGGAAAUCCUGUAAUUGCCCCUCACCUUUUCAAGUUUCACGGCAUUCUGAAUGGAAUUGAUCCAGACAUAUGGGAUCCGUAUAAUGAUAAAUUUAUCCCCAUAUCUUAUACUUCAGAAAAUGUUAUUGAAGGCAAACAAGCUGCAAAGGAAGCUUUGCAGCAAAGACUUGGGUUGAAAAAGGCUGAUCUGCCCUUGGUAGGAAUCAUUACCCGCUUGACUCACCAGAAAGGAAUCCACCUCAUCAAACAUGCCAUUUGGCGCACCCUGGAACGCAAUGGACAAGUUGUCCUGUUGGGUUCGGCUCCUGAUCCGCGGAUCCAGAAUGACUUUGUCAAUUUGGCAAAUGAAUUGCAUUCUUUGCACAAUGACCGAGCACGCCUGUGUCUGACAUAUGACGAGCCUCUCUCACACUUGAUAUAUGCUGGUGCAGAUUUCAUUUUGGUCCCUUCAAUUUUUGAACCAUGUGGACUAACUCAACUCACAGCAAUGAGAUACGGUUCAAUUCCUGUCGUCCGUAAAACUGGAGGACUCUACGAUACUGUUUUUGAUGUUGACCAUGACAAAGAAAGAGCACAAGCACACGGUCUUGAACCAAAUGGAUUUAAUUUUGAUGGAGCAGAUUCUGCUGGUGUUGAUUAUGCUCUGAAUAGAGCAAUAUCUGCCUGGUAUGAUGGAAGGGAGUGGUUCAAUUCGUUAUGCAAGCGUGUUAUGGAGCAAGAUUGGUCUUGGAACAGACCUGCUCUUGAUUACUUGGAGCUCUACCAUGCUGCUCGGAAGUGAGGAGAAAUCAAGAAAUUUUUUUGUACAGGUUUAGUUAUUAGUUCUACUUCUACUAUAUAAAUAAUAAAAUCUAACGUAAUUGUAAAUUGCUGUGGUUUUUGAUAAUUCCUCCAUUGUGAUCAUCCACUUUGCAUUGAUAAUUUAUGAUGAAUGAUGAAUCUUUUUCAA
Sesamum indicum (sesame) is the source of this 4016-nucleotide messenger RNA. The record is from RefSeq and is a predicted model, not a curated record. Lineage: Eukaryota; Viridiplantae; Streptophyta; Magnoliopsida; Lamiales; Pedaliaceae.